Chelmon rostratus (copperband butterflyfish) is the source of this 902-nucleotide messenger RNA. RefSeq names its product IgGFc-binding protein-like. The record is from RefSeq and is a predicted model, not a curated record. The transcript is spliced from 4 exons. Lineage: Eukaryota; Metazoa; Chordata; Actinopteri; Chaetodontiformes; Chaetodontidae. Bases 87 to 902 code for a protein of 271 amino acids.
AAGAAGAAAGCCGGACGGCUGGUGAGUGACGAGCAGGUUUCACUGCCUUCAGGAGACUCGUCGCUGAUCCUGAUCCUGGUGGCACCAUGUUUCCUGUCCUGCUGGUCCUGCUGCCGGCAGCGCUCAGCUCAGCUGCUCCACCUGAAGACAGCACUGGUCUGAAAUUCACUGUUGCUUUUCCGGAGAACAUCGCCUAUUAUCAUCCUAAUAAGCCCGAAAACAAGAUCAAGAUCACCGCCUUGUAUAAUAACACAGAGGUCAUCAUCAAGAAGUAUACCAGCUACAUCACAGGACAGACACUGAGCUCAGGACAGACCUGGGAAUACGCACCUGCCGCGGGUCUGGAACUCGCCCGGGCAAAAAUCUCCAACCACACUCUUCAAAUCACCGGCACCAAGACAAUCACCGUCCAUGUCGUCUUCCUUAAAAACAGCAGUGUCCAGACGACUCUGGUUAUACCCACUGACAAACUGGGCACAGAGUAUCUCAUCCCACCGGUACCGCUGAUUGAAGGAACCACUCAUCCCGCCGCUAAUGUCACAGUAGAUGUAACAGAAAGAGGUCCCUUCAGGCUCAUCAUCAUCAAUACAGACCAAAAAAACAAGGUAACUAUUCAAGGUGCGGUGCCCAAGGAUGUUUGGCUUCAGCCCCACCAGGUCACUCAGGUCUGGGUUAAACAAGAGGAGGCGUUACAAGCUGUGAAAGCUGAGCAGCCGGUGGCGGUCCUCUUCGGUCACACCUGUGCCAUCAGGCACAGCUGCACCUGUGGGCAGCUGUACACCAUGCUGCCGCCGGCCAGCGAAGAGCACCUGAAGUUCUACGUCCCUCCUGUUCUGGCCAAGGACGCUGAAGGACAGCUGGCACCGCAGUCCUCUACCGCCCGGGCUUACUCCUCACUCUAA